AAUGAUUGACAACUCCCAAAUCCCUAUUAUAAUUUAUAUUUAAAUAUGAAUAUACCGGAUAUACUUCCGGUUAUGACAAAAGAAGACUACACGGCGUUUAUUGAGGACUGAUACGGUCAAGAUGGCUGCUGCUCUAACUGUGGAGCAAGAGCAGGCCACCAAGAGCUUCCUGGACGUGGUGAACCGCGUGCGGCGCAAGCGAGCGGCGGGGCCCGUUGCGUGGGCGACGGCCGUCAAGUUCCUCGCGGCGCGCAAGUUCGACGUGACGCGCGCCGUCGCCCUCUACGAGCAGCACGAGGCCACGCGGCGCCGCGAGGGCCUGCCCACACGCGAUGGUAGUGGAGCGGCCAUUGCGGUCUUCACUGCUCGAAUGCACUAUCCUCAAACGUCUUCUCACCAGACCACCCUGCAGACCCUUGCAAAAUUCAUAAAAUAUUUUAUCAAAAAGAUUGAUAGAAAUAACUUUGACACAUUAUCACACAUAUUAAAAGGUUUCCGUCAAUCUUAUACCUGGAAAAUUAUUGUUCAACAUGUUAUUCGAAAAUUUUUAUUGUCCACAAUAGAGAUGAUGGAAGUUCAGAUAAAGAAUUCAGGUGGGUACCCAGCUAAACUGAAAAAGGUGCUCAUUGUCACUGCGCCGCUUUGGUUUAAAGCUCCGUUCAAGAUUUUACGUCUUUUUGUUAGAGAAAAAUUGAGGGAUCGUGUAUACACUGUUAGUAUACCACAGUUGACUGUGCACAUACCAAGAGGGUCUUUGCCCUCCCACUUGGGUGGCACACUGGAUGUGGACCAUGCAGCUUGGCUCCUCCAUUGUAUCAAGUCCAUGACAAACCGUCAUGGUGAUCUGUACGACGUGUCCUCUCCGGGCAACGCAGACGGCAACAUUAUGGCAGCUCUUCCAAAUGGAUCUGGUAACAGCCACCAAGGGUAUUCCCAGGAGGAGUUGACCUGCGGCCUUCAAGCCUCCAGAGACCCAGAUGGGCCGGAGGGCAGAAAGAAGGCCCGGAGCUCCUCUCCAGUUUCCGGCCCUGAGGAGGAAGAGGAGGAAGAUAUUGUGAUUACUGCCAGGGACUUAGAUAAUGGGGAGACUUGGCAGCAUAACUCAGGCAGUGGGGGUGCUUCUUCUCCUGCCCCCCCUCCAUCAUCUGCCAGCAGUGGCUUUUCAGAUGACGACAGUCUGCACUGUGAUGUUGGGCAUGGUCUUACCCUUGAACAAUUUGUGGAAAGUGUUAAAAGUAGAGGCCGUGCUGGACUUGUUCAAGACUACGCUGAAAUUAGAGCUCGUCCUCCAGAUGGCUCUUUCAAUUAUGCUCGAUUGCGUGCACACAACCUGAAGAAUCGAUACACUGAUGUACUUUGCUAUGAUCACAGCCGUGUACUAUUGUCGCAGAUUGAUGGAGAUAGCUGUAGUGAUUACAUAAAUGCAAACUUUGUUGAUGGUUAUAAACAAAAAAAUGCUUUUAUUUCAACUCAAGGUCCUUUACCAAAUACUUGUGGAGAUUUCUGGCGCAUGGUUUGGGAACAGCAAGCACUUGUUGUAGUCAUGACAACUCGAGUAAUAGAGCGGGGCCGAACCAAAUGUGCUCAAUACUGGGCAAAGGAUGAAGGGGGAGUUGCUACUCAUGGGUUCUUCCAAAUCACUACUACAUCAGUUACACAACAUGCUGAUUUCACUGUUUCCAAUCUGCAACUUGUUAAUAUUAUGACUGAAGAAAGUCGAGAAGUUAGUCAUUACCAGUUUACUUCUUGGCCAGACUACGGUGUCCCCCACAGUGCAAUGGCCAUGCUGGACUUUCUGGAGCGUGUGCGUCAACAGCAAGCCAAAAUGGUUGCAACUUUAGGUGACACCUGGGCUGGUCACCCUCGAGGCCCACCCAUUAUUGUGCACUGCAGUGCUGGAAUUGGCCGGACAGGUACAUUCUGCACGUUGGACAUCUGCAUUAGUCGUCUGGAAGAUGUGAGAACAGUGGAUGUUCGUGGCACUGUGGAACGCAUUCGCUCCCAGAGAGCGUAUUCUAUUCAGAUGCCUGACCAGUAUGUCUUCUGUCAUCUAGCAUUAAUAGAGUAUGCUGUAGCCAAGGAACUGAUCUCUGCAGUUGAUCUAUCUGGAUUUGAGGACACUGUAGACAAUGAAUCUGACUAAUUACUUUUAAGUAUUCAAAUUGUAUCUUCAGUGUAACAUGAUUAUGUGGUAAAGACAGUUCAAGUGGACCAAUGCCAGACUUCUCUGCAAACUCAAUGGAAUUGGUGAUUCUAUUUAUACAACUUGAAAAAGUUAUUCGUACUGUAUUAGAUGUUUUCACUGUGUGAUAAGUUAAUUUUCCGGAAAAUAAAUUUAAAAAAACAUUGCUGGAAAUGUUGGAAAUAUAUUUCCAAAGAAGAAUUGAAAUGCACAAAUUUUAAGUAGUGAUUGAAAACCAAGGGUCUCGUGCUUAGGUUUGACUCUCUCCCUUUGCGUGUGUGUGUGUGUACGUUCAUCCGUGAUGGUGCCGGUUAUCUUUAUAUGUGAAUAUCCAGAAAAUGAGUGUGCUAAACAGAACUGCCAGAACUGCCAAGAAAAUUAAUUUUUUCAAAGAACUGUUGUAGCUCAGUGUUUUUAAUCAUGAAAUAUAUAUUGUACAUUAUUUCUGUACAUAAGUAAUAUAUAAUAUAUAUCCAACAAUUACAUAUGUGAUAAUAAGUAUAUUAUAUACUUGUGUAUUUGUUUGAAUGUCUUUGCCCUUUACACUUCCAGUGAAUAUAAAUUUUCUGUACUCUCCAUACUCUGCAUAAAAAUUGUUUUUGUGUAAAAAGACUUAUCACAAUUUAAAUAUUCUUUAAUUUAUUUGUUCAUGAUGUGAUUUACAAAUAUUUUUUUGAAUAAGUUGUCAACCAAAGUUUAACAUUAAUUUCUAGUCACAUUUUUUAUGUGGCUAAUACAGAGUCAAUAAAUUUGUAGAGACUCAUUCAAAUAUUUUGUUUAUAUUUUAAUGUAGUAUUACAUCAAAUUUUAAAUAGCUUCAUUUUUAUUUUCUUUCAUUCCAAGAAGUGAAGUAUAAUUUCAAGAAGUAUAUAUGUAAUUUUUUUGUUUAUUAAUAAGAUAUGGCUAUAAAGGUAUUCAUAAUUUAUUUGGUUUAAAGUUUUUAAAAAAAUUCAGAUUUUAAUUCUGGGUAUUUGUUCUUGCAAGUUAUUUCAAGAGUAUGGAUGUCAUCAUAUAUUAAUGUAUAUCAUAUCAAGAUCUUGUCAUGAUACUUUGGGUACAUUUUGAUUGUAUUCCUUGAAUUUUUGUUUUUAGAAAUAUAUAGACAAUAAAUAAAAUGUUACAAUUCGAUGAUUUCAGUUCAGUCUAACACGUUCACUGUUACAUAUCAUUAAAACAAUAAUUUCUAUUAAAAACAAACUGUUUACAAACUCAUUUCCAUUACAUGUCCUUCUUGCUGCCCAUCUUUUAUGUGAAAUACAGUAAAACCCCUAUUUUACAUUUUUCAGGGUACCGAUGAAAACAAGAGUAAAAUACGGGAAGUUGAAAAACGUUAGGCUAGGUGAGUUCAUUCAUUAUUUACUACAAUGGUAGCUGUUUUUACUUUCUUGCCCUUCGUAAAAAGAGAAAGUAAAAUUGUGCACUGGAAAUGGUGAAAUUG
This is a messenger RNA of Gryllus bimaculatus (two-spotted cricket), 3620 nucleotides long. NCBI's taxonomy places the organism in Eukaryota, Metazoa, Arthropoda, Insecta, Orthoptera, Gryllidae. The record is from the annotation of a GenBank genome assembly.